AGUGUGGCCUGAGCAGGCCAAGCCAGCGCCAGUCUCGCCUACAUGACGCCGCCAAACACUCACACCACACACAGCUGAUCUCAGGAGCUACUGCAACUGCUGCUGUUCAGGCCACAGAGCAAGGAGCUGGGCGCCGUGUUAAGGGAUAGAACAAAUGCUAGAAGAGAAGACAGCAAAGAAAAGUUAAAGGAAAGAAGAAGGAAAGAAGAUUGAACUGGAGUUUUAAGGGAGCGAAGAAGAGAAGUUGUGGAUGAAAUGACAGGUACAGGAAAAACGUGCACACAGGAAUGUGCACUGAUGACUGGAGUCAUUACUAACAAACCUUGAAUGGAUAACAUUGCAGUUAGACGUCAGUUGCAGAGUGACAAUAAUUUUGCAGAAAGGGCUGUUACCAAGAAACUUGAAUCUAGACUCAUUUGGGGAAAGUUGAUGCAGAGUGAAGGCCAGUUUGGCUGAAAAACGUCUCCAAGGACAUAUUUUUUGUUAUACUUGACAGUUUCGUGUCUGUUUUCCAGCAAGGAGAGACACAAUAUUAUUACCUAGGGCCACCUCAACUGGACUGUCAGCUGGAAAUCGGACAUUUCGAACACUGCAAGACUUCAGCCAUUCUUUGGGCAGCUGUCACUGUUGAGAUGAUUCAUAACACACUUAAGUCCACCCAGCCAUCGGAGCACAGCCCCAGGAGCACACACUCUGCUGCGCAAAGGAGGCUGUGGAGGUACUCGGGCUGCAGAGGGGCCGGCCAGGUGGAAAGUCACCGUCGCAGUGUGUGUGUGCUGGCUGCAGACUUGAACGCUGGAGGAGGAGGAGGUGGAGGUGUGAUGCACACUAUCCACGGGCUGUGCCACCUCUGCAUUGGUUGUAGGCUGCCUCAGGUGACCAUCCUUCGAGGAAAGGAUGGAUACGGCUUCACCAUCUGCUCGGAUUCCCCUGUGAGGGUGCAGGCUGUUGAUCCAGGGGGUCCGGCGGAUCAGGCAGGUCUACAGCAGUUGGACACUCUCCUGCAGCUAAAUGGUCAACCAGUGGAGCAGUGGAAAUGUGUAGACUUGGCCCAUGCUAUCAGAAACAGCUCCAAUGAAAUCACAGUGGUGGUGUGGCGCACGGGCCCCUCAGCUAAGCCUAGUUUUGAGGGCCUCAUCCACCGGCCCUCUUAUAAGCCCUCCGCCUCAAACUAUGAUGCCCCCUCACCCCCUACUCGCAGGCGCGCACCAGACGUUGGCACCAGCAAAACCCCACCAGCUGUGCCGCCUCUCCCAGCCCACCACCGUGCCACUGCCACUCGCCGGCUGCUGGUCAAUGGCUCCGAAGCUGGAAAUAGCAGUGGAGUAGGUGUAGGGACGCUGGGGUGGGGGGCCCAGGGAGGGUCGACCGAGGAGCUGGAUGGGAAACCGCGACAGCUCCACCACCCUCACACUGCCACACUGAAGGGUACCAGGGUGAAGGCAUCUAACGGGGACAACUAUAUCAUCCUUGCCCCCAUCAACCCUGGAAGCCAGAUCUUGAGGCCUGUUUACCAAGACAACCAGGGAACAUUAGCUGCCAGGUUAUAUCCCACACGGCAGGCCUCUGGUCCACAGCCCCAGGGUGGUGGUAAGGGUGCUUUUUCUGGAGGUGUGAGUGGUGGUGGUGGUGGUGGUGGAGGUCUCUCUAGCCGUACUGGCUUCCUGCGUCGGUCUAACAACUCCAAGACAACAAAGAUGGCGUCCACCUCAACUAAUGCUGGUGUACCCAACUACCAACAGCAGAAUGCCAAUUUUGCCAAUUACCAGAACUGUACCAUUGUCCGCUCACACACUCCACAUGCCAACUACGGAUAUGUCAAAGUGGCACCAAAGAUCCUUAUCUUCCCCAUCUUUGUUCAGCCUCUUGACCUGUGCAGCCGAGCUCUCAUCAUAUCUGAGGAGAUGAUAUUACAUGAGAGCAAGCACCACUCUCUCAAGGUUACAGUGUUUGUCUACAGUGACCUGAUGCUGGUGACAAGAGAAAAUGAGCCAGGCAGGUGUAACGUCCUUCAGAGUCCCCUGUACCUCAGACAGCUGAGGCUCCAGGAUGAUUAUGCUGAAGAGCUGAGAUUCUACCUUAUUCACAUGACCGAGAAGUGUGACUGCCUGCUCAGCCUGGAAGCCUAUUCAGCAGACCAGAAGCGCCGCGUGUGUCAGUGCCUGAAGGACAACAUUGACAAGCAGCUCCAGCUUCACAGGAGGGAGGCUCGUGUUCCGCAUUUUGAACAGAUGUUGGAGCCUAAGGUGGAUGCCCCUUCAUGUGAGCUGGGUGGAGUAGGCGGAGAUCGAGAUGUAUGCCUCCACCUGCCCCCCCGCAGUUCGGAAGGUGAGGAAAGCAGCCUGUAUCCCUCCAGUCCCUCAGAGCCCCCAACCCUGGGCAGUCCUCACCCCUCAGAGCCUGUCACCCCGUUGGAUGAAAUCUACAUGCCCCUUGGGGGUCUAAUGGGAUCCGAGGAGCGACAUAAGGUCCCUCCAACCCCACCUCCUUCCACCGAGGGUGAGGACUGCAAGAGUAUGGAGGGGAAUGAGAUGGACAUCUGGAGAGAGGGGAAGGAUGGGGACAGCAGGAGAGAGGAAGAUGAGGAGAAUGAGGAUGGGGCCAGCAGAAAGAGUCCAGGGAGUGAGGGGGAAGAGAAAGAAGAGACGGGAGAGAGGAAUGAAGAGGAAGUCGACCUAAACUUGAUGGUGUCAAACACAGAUGAAGAUAACGCCUCUGAGCCACCUGACACCAACGCCCCCCCCUCGUCCUCCUCAUCCUCAUUUGUCAUCCCCGAGUUGCGCCUUGAUCGCUCCUUUAGUGCCGAUGCCCUCUCCUCACCCAACACCGAUGAAGAAGAGUACGAUGAAGAUGAAGACGAGGAGUCUGAAGAGGAGGACGAUGAAGAUGACAGUGACGAUGCCUACCUGCAGCGCAGUGACAGCAAGCGCCGCAGCAUGGUGGAGGGUGCCACUUGUGAGAAGCAUGGAGGAGGGGGCCUCAGUGUGCAGAAUUCCCUCCGCAGGCGCACCCACAGUGAAGGGAGCCUCCUGCAGGACCCCCGCCAGCCUUGUUUCACCUCCGACAACGCCAUCAACUGCCUGGAGGCAGGGGGAGCGCACCACAAGGGCGGCUGGACGCUCCCAUCACCUAAAACUCUGAAGAAAGAGCUAACCAAGAAUGGAGGCUCCAUGCAUCAGCUGUGUAUGCUGUUUUCUGGGAGGAAGCUGAGCUCCGGAUCCCCCUGUAGCUGCGAGGUCUGCCCCGAAGGAACAAAGAAGAAGAAAUCCAAGAACCUGGCCAAAGACAUGAAGAAUCGGCUGGCUUUCCUGCGGAGGAGGAAUGAAUCCCCAGGAAGCAACCCAGCCAGCAAGUUAGACAAAGCUAUGAAGUCAGUCAAGCCCACCCCGGAGGAGGCACUGAAAUGGGGGGACUCGCUUGACAAGCUGCUGGCACACAAAUAUGGUCUGGCAGCUUUCAGAGCUUUCCUGCGCACGGAGUUCAGCGAGGAGAAUCUGGAAUUCUGGCUAGCAUGUGAGGAAUACAAGAAGGUCAAAUCGCAGUCCAAGAUGGCCUCAAAAGCCAAGAAAAUCUUUGCAGAGUACAUCGCCAUCCAGUCCUGUAAAGAGGUAAAUCUGGACUCGUAUACCAGAGAUCACACUAAGGACAACCUGCAGAAUGUGACACGCUCCUGCUUUGACCUAGCGCAGAGGCGGAUAUAUGGGCUGAUGGAGAAGGACUCAUACCCCCGCUUCCUGCGCUCAGAACUCUACUCGGACUUAAUCAACCAAAAAAAGCCCAGCUCCACUCCAACUUCAUCUGCAUCAUAAGAGACCAGAAAAUGAUAUAAGGGGAAGAGAAAGAUGAUGAUGAUGAGAGCGGGGGAAAACGGGGUAGACUUGAAAACAGUACGGGGUUGGGAUGUGAGGUUCUUUGUUUGCCUUUUUUAAAAAUUGAUUUUGUGUCUGUC
Messenger RNA from Micropterus dolomieu (smallmouth bass), 3949 nucleotides. RefSeq names its product regulator of G protein signaling 3a (gene rgs3a). Gene Ontology annotation, cellular component: nucleus; plasma membrane. Gene Ontology annotation, biological process: signal transduction. Gene Ontology annotation, molecular function: protein binding. Lineage: Eukaryota; Metazoa; Chordata; Actinopteri; Centrarchiformes; Centrarchidae. The transcript is spliced from 16 exons. The record is from RefSeq and is a predicted model, not a curated record. The coding region runs from base 633 to 3809 and encodes 1058 amino acids.